AUGAGCGCAGAAAAGGUGCAUUUACGGCAUGUCUUGCUUUAUGAGUUUCGGAAGGGUGUAGCAGUUGGGACCGCUGUAAAAAACAUUCGAGACGUCUAUCAGGACUGUGCACCAGCAAUUCGAACCGUUAAGAAAUGGUUUGCGAAAUUUAGACGUAGCGAUUUCAAUCUUGAUGAUGCGCCACGCUCUGGCCGAUCUUCUGGCAUAGAUGAUAAUAUUGUGCACAAUUUAGUGCAAACUAAUUCAAGAAUUUCAACCGAAGAGAUUGCUCAGAGACUCAAGGUUGACAGGUCGACCGCAUUUCGACAUUUAAAAAAAAUUGGGUACACACAGAAGCUUGAUGUAUGGGUGCCUCAUUUGCUUACCGAAGCGAACAAAUUGAAUCGAGUUUCUGCAGCUGUUUCUUUGCUUGGCCGACUAAAUAAUGAGCCGUUUUUGGAUCGACUGAUGACUGGUGACGAAAAAUGGGUUCUCUAUGAUAAUGUUCAACGUAAACGAACUUGGAAAGUUGCAAACGAGCGUGCAGAACUAAUAGCAAAACCCAAUUUGCAUCCUGCGAAAGUGAUGCUUUCUGUUUGGUGGGAUUGCCAAGGAAUACUGUACUUUGAGCUAUUGCCCGCUGGUCAAACGAUUGAUUCCGAGAAAUACUGUCAACAAUUAGAAAAUUUAAAGACAGCAAUCCAGGCGAGGCGUCCAAGUCUGGUCAAUCGUAAGGGAGUUGUUUUUCAUCAGGACAACGCAAAACCGCACACUGCAAAACGAACCUUAGCAAAACUAAAGGAACUGAAAUGGGAUGGAAUAUUACAUCCGCCGUAUUCUCCAGAUAUCGCACCAUCAGAUUAUUACUUGUUUUGA
Dufourea novaeangliae is the source of this 855-nucleotide messenger RNA. Its product is annotated as histone-lysine N-methyltransferase SETMAR-like. The record is from RefSeq and is a predicted model, not a curated record. The transcript has a single exon. The coding region runs from base 1 to 855 and encodes 284 amino acids. Gene Ontology annotation, molecular function: nucleic acid binding. Lineage: Eukaryota; Metazoa; Arthropoda; Insecta; Hymenoptera; Halictidae.